Messenger RNA from Camellia sinensis, 955 nucleotides. The record is from RefSeq and is a predicted model, not a curated record. NCBI's taxonomy places the organism in Eukaryota, Viridiplantae, Streptophyta, Magnoliopsida, Ericales, Theaceae.
UUUCUAAGCCUCUCUUCACUCCAUAGAAUUAGCAACGAAACCACCAUAUGAAUCUCAUGAACUCCCAAAACCAAAAGCAUCAGUCAUCGAAACACAACAAGAAGAGGCUAACACAAGACCAAGUGAGGCUCCUAGAGACCAGCUUUAGCUCCAGCAAGAAGCUCGAGCCCGAGCGCAAGCUCCGGCUAGUACAGGAGCUGGGUAUUCCUCCCAGACAAAUCGCCAUUUGGUACCAAAACAAGCGAGCCAGAUGGAAGGCUCAAAAGCUUGAGCUUGAUUACGGUACUCUCCAGCUAAGGCUUGGAACUGCAUUAGCCGAGAAAAGAAGGCUUGAAAAAGAAGUUGAGCGGCUAGGAAGAGAGUUGGAGGAGGCACACAUGGUGUUGCUCUCUUUAAAGCAACCACCACCAAAGUCAUCACCGCCACUGCCGCCACCACCACCACCACCACCACCGGUUUCUUGUCUCUCUAGCUGCUCUAGCUUGCAUGAGGGUCAUGUGAGUUGUUGUUGUUGGGUGAAUAAUGAGGCUUUGCAGCUUGAGGAGCUAUAUGCUUGUUUGACUGGUGCAGAUGGGUCAAAUUGCGCAUAAACACAAAUCACUAUUUGUGUCUCGGGGACGGGAUUAGAGAUCUUUUGUCCUUAAAAUUUCAGUCAUCCAUCUUUAAUAUAUGUUUAAGUGACUUAAAUUUCAAAACAUGAUCAGGCAUGCUAUUGAGAGGAUGUUAGAGAUAGAUGGAGAGAUUUUGAAACAGAUAAUCUCUUACUCAAGAAAUAUCUGUAUGUGAAAAUUUUCUCCAAGUUUAAUUUCCAUAUUAACUUUUGUUCAGAAUAUUUCAUGUAAAUUUCUCUCAUAUGGAGAGUAGUUUAGUUGAUUGUGUAUAAAUUUUUUAGUGUUAUUGUAUUUGGUUGAAAUAAUUGCGAGGAAUCCUUUGCAACCAAAUGGUAUGAAUUAAU